CUUCAGACUGUCAUCACCAUCUGCACAUUUUUAGUUUGGACUUUUGGUCAUUGAUGAGUACGAAUAUAUAUGUAUGUAUAUGUAUAUGUAUAUGUUUUUUUAAUAGCUAGACAGGGACGGGAUAGGUCUAGAACCUUAGAAGUUAAGAACGCGAGUAUUACAGUCCUGCACACAUACUUACACAUACUGACACAAGCACGCAGACACUUUACAGUUUUCACAUCUACACAUACGCGAAUAUGCACUAUCCUGCUUCGGUGAUCAUAGCAGCAGCUGUUGCUGCGAAUGCGCUUUCUAUUCAAGAUUUGAUGGGAGCUCUUGUUCGCAGUGAAAGGCAAACAGACGAUAACUACUGUGAAUUUGGCAUGAGUUAUAUCUGUGAUUCUACUAAGAAUGCGCUCGAGUGUGAAUACGAGACAUAUCCUUUCGACGAGUGUAAUGAGUAUUGUGCUCGCGUGUCUGAUUUACCUUUUUGUGUAUAUGAUAGUGUUGAAGGUCCUAUCACGGUCGUAUCUGAACUGGAAAAUGAAAUGGCCGCAGUGAGUGAAAACGAAGCGGCACACGACGGUGAUCUGCCAGAAUCGUCUGAUUACACGGAAACGGAUUUAAAUAUUGAUGCCAAUGAGUUAGAAGAAAACGAACCACUAUUGUCGGAUGAGUUCUCAAUGCCUGAAGAAUCAGAUAUACUGGAGGCCAUAGAUAUAAGCGAUUUGGAAGAUAUUGAUGUGGAGGAAGGUAUGGAGAACGGGGGGAACGCUGACGAGUCUACUAAGGCAGCGGAAGAUGUUGUUGAGGGUAUACAGCAAAGCACUACGGAUACCGAAGCCUCCACAUCUACCGAACUAGAUGUACCAGAACUGUCUGAGAAUCUACCUAUUCUACCAGCUCAGGAGAGCGAGACCAUGAAUGCGAGUGAAAGUAUGGAGGUUGGCAUGAGCGCUGAAACACCAGCGGAGAGUAUAGAUGAGAGUGGAAACAGCGAUAUGGAAAUGAGUACGGGGAUGACAGCGAUGAGCGAGGCAGAGACUGAUGAUCUGUUCCUUGUAACCGUAUAUAAUGCAUUAGAGAGCUCGGCGUUGAGUACUUCCAUGGAGAUGUCUACGGAGGGAGAAACUGAGACCCAUAUACUUUCACCUAUUGAAAAAGCUGUGGGAAUUUCUGAUGGUGGUGACAAUCAAGAGACGUUCUCUGGCAAUGUGGUCGAUGAAGGAGUUGUCAACGAGGAAGUUUCCACACACAGAUGUUUCGAAGGACCCUCUUUCUAUUGUGCCAGCUUCGCCAACGCCGAACUAUGUGGUUACACCGUUGAAAACUGCAGCCUGUACUGCAACCCUGGUUGGUACCCCGAACUAUCAAAAGGCGAAGUCUGUGUGUAGAGCUUUUCUGUGCUUCAGUCGAUUGACAAGCCGAUUUUUCGACAAAGUGCCAUGCUGAAGUCUUUUCACAGGGUCGUUCAAGGCAAGACAGGGCUAGGCUAUACAUAUUAGAUGUGUACACUAAUCGCAAGCACCCGCAAGUACGGGACCUGUGGCGAUAUGCAUACAUUGCUAUAAUGAUGGCAAGUGGCCAUUUUUAUGUACCUGUGUGCAAAUACACCUCCACAUGAGCACACGACAUAGAGCUCGUGUGCAUAGUCCCUUGCAGCAAUCAUACAUGGUGUGCUUUCGACACGCAGACACUCGCUGUAAAACAUGUUUUGCAAGCAUUUAUCUUAAUGUCUUGUGACUGGUAUGGACUCAAUUCAUGCCGACCAUAGCAGGAAACCCCAAAGUCAUACCCCUAAACGUAUAUGUAUUGGUAUGUCAAUGAAAUACAUACAAUAAACCAGUAAGGGUCGGGAAAGGAUGUACUCCUGCGCGC
Sphaeroforma arctica JP610 is the source of this 1860-nucleotide messenger RNA. RefSeq lists its product as hypothetical. The coding region runs from base 240 to 1376 and encodes 378 amino acids. The transcript is spliced from 2 exons. Lineage: Eukaryota; Ichthyosporea; Ichthyophonida. The record is from RefSeq and is a predicted model, not a curated record.